This is a messenger RNA of Arabis nemorensis, 1845 nucleotides long. The record is from the annotation of a GenBank genome assembly. Lineage: Eukaryota; Viridiplantae; Streptophyta; Magnoliopsida; Brassicales; Brassicaceae.
AUGGCUUCUACGGUGGAUUCCGAUUACUUCUCAUCCGCUCCAGCUCUCCAGAGUAACCUCGGAAUUCUGUCUCCUGAUCAGAUUGAAUUGGCCAAGAUUUUGUUGGACAAUGGUCAGAGUCAUCUCUUCCUGCACUGGCCUGAACUCGGGGUCUGUGACAAAGAGAAACUAAGCUUUUUCGAUCAGAUUGCUCGGCUAAAUUCAAGCUAUCCUGGGGGUUUAGCAGCAUACAUUAAGACUGCGAAAGAGCUCCUUGCGGAUUCUAAAGCAGGGAAGAACCCGUACGAUGGCUUCUCUCCUUCUGUCCCUUCAGGUGAAAAUCUUACUUUUGGCGAUGAUAACUUCAUCGAAAUGGAGAAAAGAGGUGUCGCUGAAGCUAGGAAAGCUGCUUUUGUUCUUGUUGCUGGUGGCCUUGGCGAACGUCUUGGUUAUAAUGGAAUCAAGGUGGCACUUCCAAGGGAGACAACUACAGGGACAUGCUUCUUGCAGCACUACAUUGAAUCUAUAUUGGCUCUUCAAGAAGCUAGCCACAAGAUCGCUUCUGAUGGAAGUCAGAGAGAUAUUCCAUUCGUUAUCAUGACAUCUGAUGAUACCCAUUCACGUACACAAGAGCUGCUAGAGUUAAACUUUUAUUUUGGUAUGAAAUCUAGUCAAGUGCAUCUUCUAAAACAGGAAAAAGUCGCAUGUCUUGAUGAUAAUGAUGCUAGGCUUGCAUUAGACCCUCACAACAAAUACAUGAUCCAGACAAAACCACAUGGACAUGGUGAUGUACAUUCGCUUCUUUAUUCCAGUGGUCUUCUUGAUAAAUGGCUUGACGCUGGUUUGAAAUGGGUUUUGUUUUUCCAAGAUACAAAUGGACUUCUCUUCAAUGCAAUUCCAGCUUCUUUGGGUGUGAGUGCUACCAAACAGUAUCAUGUUAACUCUCUUGCUGUUCCCCGCAAGGCGAAAGAAGCUAUUGGAGGAAUUACUAAGCUUACCCACGCUGAUGGCAGAUCUAUGGUGAUCAAUGUGGAGUACAAUCAACUUGAUCCUCUACUUAGAGCAACUGGUUUCCCCGAUGGGGAUGUUAAUUGUGAGACAGGCUAUUCCCCUUUCCCGGGAAAUAUUAAUCAAUUGAUUAUGGAACUUGGUCCAUACAAAGAGGAGUUGCAAAAAACUGGAGGGGCCAUUAAGGAGUUUGUUAAUCCAAAAUACAAGGAUAGCACCAAAACAUCAUUUAAAUCUUCAACUCGUCUAGAGUGUAUGAUGCAAGAUUAUCCAAAGACACUGCCGCCAACUGCACGGGUUGGAUUCACGGUGAUGGAUAUAUGGCUUGCUUAUGCACCUGUCAAGAAUAAUCCCGAGGAUGCUGCUAAGGUACCAAAGGGGAACCCGUAUCACAGUGCAACUUCUGGAGAAAUGGCGAUUUAUCGUGCCAACAGUCUUAUUCUUCAAAAGGCUGGUGUCAAAGUAGAAGAGCCUGUGAAGCAGGUCUUGAACGGCCAAGAAGUUGAAGUUUGGUCUCGUAUCACAUGGAAACCAAAAUGGGGAAUGAUCUUCUCUGAUAUCAAAACGAAAGUCAGCGGGAACUGCGAGGUCUCUCAGAGAUCCACGAUGGCAAUUAUGGGUCGCAACGUGUUUAUCGAAGAUCUCUCCUUGGACGGUGCUCUUAUUGUCGAUUCCAUUGAUGAUGCAGAGGUUAUACUGGGAGGUGUGAUCAAGAACAAUGGUUGGACUAUGGAAAAUGUAGAUUACAAAGACACAUCGGUUCCAGAGGAAAUCAGAAUCAGAGGUUUUAGAUUCAAUAAAGUGGAGCAACUCGAAAAGAAGUUUACUCAACCUGGAAAAUAUUCUGUGGAAGAUUAA